AUGGCCUGUAUUCUCUUGGCAUGUCUUAUUGGGAAGGUGCCAUGCAAAGUACUGGUGGUAUAUCAUUCUCUGCUGUAUUUCAUUUGUAUUCGCGACCAUCUCAACAUACCCAAAAUCCACUCCAUGGUCCAUUAUGUUGAGUCCAUAUGCUACUUUGGCUGCACUGAUAACUACAAUACAGAGGUGUUUGAACGUCUACAUAUUGACUUGGCCAUGGACACUUGGAGGGCCACUUGGAGGGCCACUAAUAAGAGAAAUGAACGCCCCUAG
Messenger RNA from Suillus subalutaceus, 270 nucleotides. RefSeq lists its product as uncharacterized. The record is from RefSeq and is a predicted model, not a curated record. The coding region runs from base 1 to 270 and encodes 89 amino acids. The transcript has a single exon. NCBI's taxonomy places the organism in Eukaryota, Fungi, Basidiomycota, Agaricomycetes, Boletales, Suillaceae.